AAACUGAAGAUCGACAUACACAGGUCCUGGCUCUUCUUCCCAUGGCACAGGUUGUACCUCUAUUUCUACGAGAGGAUCCUUGGUAAUCUCAUCGACGACGACACCUUUGCACUUCCGUUUUGGAACUGGGACGCGCCCCACGGCAUGACCCUCCCGGUGAUGUACACCAGUGAGUCUUCGCCACUCUAUGACUCUAAGCGUAACCCCGUGCACCUGCCACCGGCCAUUGUCAACCUCGACUACAACCACAAAGACUACCACUCCGGGACCGACCACAAGAUCACAACAGAAGACCCGAUCAAUCUGAACCUCAAGCUCAUGUACCGUCAGAUGAUUGCUGGGGCCAAGAAGACUGAGCUAUUCCUGGGGACGUCAUACCGCGCUGGCGAAGAACCGCGAGGCCCAGGUACCAUCGAGUGCGAGCCACACAACACAGUCCACGACUGGACCGGUGAGUCGAAGGAGCCCAGCGAAGACAUGGGCAACUUGUACUCCGCGGCACGCGACCCGGUCUUCUUCGCGCACCACGGCAACGUCGACCGCAUGUGGAAUGUCUGGCGCUGCCUUGGCCACACCGACUUCACCGACACCGACUGGCUUGACAGUAACUUUCUGUUUUACGACGAGGAGGCCCGCCUUGUCCGUGUCCACGUCCGUGACUGCCUCGACACGCUGGCCUUGCGC
This is a messenger RNA of Triticum dicoccoides, 684 nucleotides long. RefSeq names its product polyphenol oxidase, chloroplastic-like. The annotation marks the transcript as partial. NCBI's taxonomy places the organism in Eukaryota, Viridiplantae, Streptophyta, Magnoliopsida, Poales, Poaceae. The record is from RefSeq and is a predicted model, not a curated record. The transcript has 3 exons. Gene Ontology annotation, molecular function: catechol oxidase activity.